Cylindrotheca closterium is the source of this 1575-nucleotide messenger RNA. The record is from the annotation of a GenBank genome assembly. NCBI's taxonomy places the organism in Eukaryota, Bacillariophyta, Bacillariophyceae, Bacillariales, Bacillariaceae.
AUGAGAAUGAUGAACAAAUACCGAGCUGUUUUGCUUCUUGUGGUCGGGUUUGUCAGCGCAAACAAUGAUGAAUGCACUUCUCCAUUGAGACUUUUCGAAAAUGAGCCAGUAUCCGGCGACAAUUCAUUUGCGGUUUCUGAUUUUACGGAUGUGGACGCUUGUGGACCUAACAGCCACUUGGAAGGCGUCUGGUAUGAAAUCAUUGGAACUGGUGAGGAGGUUACGCUUAGCAUCUGUACCGAGAAUCAGAGACUCUUGAGUGUUGGCGUCUUCAGUGCCUGUAACUCUCAGAGUUGUGUGGGAUUUCCAGCACGUCCAGUCAAACCAGCCAGUUGCAACAGAGAUGAAUACCUGACCUACCAAUUCUUUGCGGAAAGGGACCGAAGCUACCGCGUUCACGUCCGAUCCAACGUCAUCGACUUUUCCAGUUUUACGUUGGGAGCCGAAUUCAAAAUCUUCUACAGAACGUCAAGCUCCCCUACUGCAGCGCCGACAGCAUCUAGGACAGCAGCACCGACCAUAGGGGAAACAACUACAAGACUGCCACCAGUGGGAUCCCCGAUCACAAAUUUGCCGAUAAAUUCGCAACUCCCUUAUCUGACAUCUGACCUUGGGAAAGUUUCAACUUGCAAGUCUACCCCACCAACGAGCUCUCGCGUUGAAAGCGAGACAAUCACGUAUGACUACACACUUUCAAAAAACCCUUCGAGUGCAGCUGGCACGGCCUUGGAAAUCGAGGAAGCCUUGCAUCAAACUUUGUCCGACAGACUUUUGACAUGUGCUUAUUCCAACACGUUGUAUGACGUCGUUGAAGUCGCAAUUGGCGACCGUGAUACUGUCAGAGUUUGCAGCGGCAGUUUCGCAGGAAAUGCUUGCAGUGUUGUUCGUGGCAGCAUGAACAUGGAACUUGCAAUUCCAAAUGGUGGACGACGAUUGAAUGAGAAUCUAUAUGCCGAUCUGAUCCCUGUUUUUCAAAGUACCUUACAAGGCUUUGGUGGCCAGUUUCAGGGUUUCACGGAUUCUCAAAGUGUUGUCAGUGACCCAGUAGAGAACGAUGGAGUCGCGAAUGACGAAAUCAUCGUCUACGACGAUGACUACAAUUACGACGAUGACUACGGUUAUUAUGUUCCCGCUGAAGAAGAACCAGAAGAAACCUCUCCGUUGCUCUUGGGCCUGGGAAUCGCAAUUGGAUUGAUCGUACUCAUCAUACUGCUCCUUUGCGUACGAAGAAAAUUGCGAGGAGAGUCCGAUAAGCCUCAUGAAGGAGUUCUUGAGCCCGCCCAAGACGAAGAGAGUACAGUGAAACAGAUAGACUCUCCUGCCCAUGAAGUCGACGACGAGGAUAUUAAUGGAGAUGGAGUCGCUUUCUUCAGCACCAUCAAGUUGGAGGGGUCAGAUCAUGACUUUCGAUCAUGCGGGAAUCCAGAGUGCGAACAUUGCAAACCAGAAUCGAGACCGGUGUUCAUCUCGACUGGAGCCACGGAUGAAACAAUUGAUGAAAACAAGGGCGUUGAAACCAUGGCGUAUCAUGACGGCUGGGCUAUAUUUGGCAGGAAUCAUUUUGCUAGUAAGUAA